AUGAUUCCGGGAAUCGUUCUGCAGCUGUUUGGCACUUUGUUCUACGUUGCAGUACUGACUGUCAUUCGAAAAAUAAAGAACUACAAUAAGGAUUCCAGUACGCAUCUGAAUAAGUCACCUCCGUUCUACACGAUCUUCUAUUACAUUGGUUCGUUUCUCGAUCUUUGUACUUUUUCUAAUUUUGAGUUUCUGCUUUGUAGGUAUCUCGGAUGUAGUGCACAGUGUUGCCCUUAUUUGGAUAAACAUUGUUCGCUCCUCCGUCACUGGUGAUAUGUUCUCCUCCAUGACAUACAUCGCGAGUACCCUGACCUGCUUUUGCUAUCUUGUCAAUGUAAUCGGAAAUGGAUUAAUGGCGGUCAACCGCUUUUCGGCCACGUAUUCUACGCACUGGCAGGUAAGAGCUCCGAGGUUUCGACUAAACUCUAUUCUUUUUAGUCUCAAUAAUUUUUUUCUGACCAAGUUAUUUGUAGCACUUCUCAAAGUUCAAUACUCACGUCUUGGUUGCCGGCACUUUUGUGUUUUCUGCAAUCUGUUCGGUGCCAGCUGCCAUGACUCAUAAGCAUUGGACCUACGAAAAUGGAACGUUUCACGCCAUAACUGAGCCUAUCACCCUUGUCGAGGUAGGAAGAAUUACGGAAGAACUGAAAAUAAUGAUGAUUGGAUUCCAGGCACAGAGAGUGAUUAUUAUAUCCGCCCAGGGAUUAUUCCUUUUCAUCGCCGUACUCUUCUCCUACUUAGCUUACCAUAGAAUCAGCCAGUUCAUCCAGAAAGACAGAUAUCAUAAAAGUGAUAAAACUCUUCUGGCGUUCGUCAUCAUUCACACUUUCCUUCAUUUCUGGAUCCUUUUCUUCGAAAUCUUUGAACUUUUCCGUCCCGAAUGGGCGUUGAUAAAGUUCGCUCACAAAUAUGUAAGUUAAGAAUGACCACGUUAUCAUAAAGCAACCAAAAAUUGUCUUCCAGAUGUUCGCAGUUUAUCACGGAGCCGCACUCUCCAGUGGAGUCUACAUCACGUUCACCACUUCAAAAGUCAGAAAGAUGCUCGUUAAGGGUUGGUGCAAUGUGAUGGUUGGCCCGAUGCAACAAAUAGUCACUGGAUCCACGCCGAAUAUAAUAACGGUUUCUAGUUCUAUUAAGUUUCAGAGCCCUCAGCCGCAUUCUUAAAGUUACUUGUACCUUUAUUUGUUCUCCAUUAUCUAAUGAAGUGGUGGUAUUUCUCAACUCGAGACGUAUUAGUGGACAAAACUAUUAAAACCUGGGCCCACUACGUAGUCUAACAGUUCAACUUACCACUUUUUUCAUCUGUAACAAAAUAUUUGUGACGGGAUAUUGUUCAAACCAAACAUUAUCAGGAAUCAUACAGAGACAGAAAGUGAAAGGGACAGAUUGUACGCCACCAAUUUAAUGGAUCACCUAACACAACGGCUGAUUGACAAUUUCGAUCGGAAUAUUGCAAGUGGUUCAAAGGUCCAGAUCAAGGGCCGGCCAACGAAAUGCCCGUGUCGGCCAAUUGCCCAGUCCUGCUCACAGUCAGAAACCACAUUUUACACUUUUAGUCUCCUGCGCCACGUCAUGAUCAAGGAAAAACGAAUGUCUUCGUGUUUGUGUGUCUAGGUUUGUCCGAUUUUGAUUUCUCUUUCAUUUCAUUACGUCGAUGCAAUCGCUUUGUCCCGAUUCACAUUCAUUUUAUUUCUUCUUCCAAUUGUGUUCCUCCUUGGUUUUGAAUAACACUUUUUCCAAUUCAGAUGACUCAAGACGAGAGCUUGAUGGAAGGACACGAGCAAGUGAAAGAUGCUAAUAUAGGAUACUGUAAAUAUGGAAAUGGCCCCAACUAUAUUAUUUGCAUUUGUGGUGCCGUCGGGUGCUACAAGAAGGAUUGGCCGCUAAAUGUUCUCUCCCAUUUUCCUCCCGGUGAAGUAACUAUGGUAUGCAUUGACCCACCUGGAUACGGUACUUCUCGACCGCCAGAUAGAAAACAAGAGGUUCAGCGAUGCAUGAAGGACAGCGAGUACUGUCUCGGAUUAAUGUCUGUGAGUGCUAGUACGCGUCUCGAAUGAUCAAACAUCCAUUGUUUCAAACACAGGCUUUGAAAUUAGAGCCGUUCACUGUGAUGGGAUGGUCUGAGGGCGCUCGAACUGCAGUCCACGUGGCUGCCAAGGGGAAGGAAAGGGUGAAACGAUUGAUUGUUCUGGCUAGUGGAACAAGAGUCAAUCAUUUAGGAGCUAUGGCUUUCAAAGGUUUAUUUUAUUACUUUCAAGGAAUAAUCUGAAAUUAAGGUAUGCGGGAAACCAACCACUGGCUUCCUGGUGCUCGGCAACCGUAUCUCGAGCAUUACCCUGAGGAAUUUCUCCGAACCCAAUGGGCUGCUCUUUGUGAUGUCGUUGAUCAGUGAGCACUCUUUUAUAUAUCAUCUUCCUAUAGAGAAAUCCUAAUUAAGAGUGCACACAUUUUGCGGCGGCCGAUUUCCAUGUGACCUAGUGCUUUCUCAGGUCACGUGCCCUACAUUAAUUCUCAACGGAGGAAUGGACAGAUUCUGUGGAGACCCGAGCACAAACUACCUUCCAGUGCUGAAAAAGCUCGCCAGAGUAGAGGUUCAUGCUCAAGGAGGGCACGAUUUCUAUCAUAAGUAUCCGAAGUGGUUCUCUGGAAAAGUGAUGGAAUUCUUGAUGUCCACAUGA
Molecule: messenger RNA, 2675 nt
Organism: Caenorhabditis sp. 36 PRJEB53466
Lineage: Eukaryota; Metazoa; Nematoda; Chromadorea; Rhabditida; Rhabditidae
Source: the annotation of a GenBank genome assembly